This is a messenger RNA of Hipposideros armiger (great roundleaf bat), 3156 nucleotides long. It is a transcript of the gene RIPK1, whose product is annotated as receptor interacting serine/threonine kinase 1. Gene Ontology annotation, molecular function: ATP binding; JUN kinase kinase kinase activity; protein binding. NCBI's taxonomy places the organism in Eukaryota, Metazoa, Chordata, Mammalia, Chiroptera, Hipposideridae. Gene Ontology annotation, biological process: signal transduction; protein phosphorylation. The record is from RefSeq and is a predicted model, not a curated record. Bases 460 to 2460 code for a protein of 666 amino acids. The transcript is spliced from 11 exons.
CCGCUUAAUCAUUCGUCGCUUUGUCGGCGCGGACACCGGACAGGUCUCCCCGAGCGCAGGGGUCCUGCCCGGCCCGCACUUCCAGGAACCAACCGCGCUGUGCCAGUGAGACGAGGGAGCGCGAACCAAUCAGCUGGACGCGCGCGGCACGGCGGGGCCCACAGAGCUGGGCGCGGUGAGCGAGGGGCGCGGCGGCCACUCUGUGUCCCGGCUCCCAAGCCCGCUGAGCUCUGUCCUCGGUGACCACCCCCGCCGGACUCGGGCGUCCUCCCCCAGCCCACCCCAGCGAGGCGGCCGCGAAGUCGGAGUAACUCCUGACUUGCCCACCGCUGCUUCUCUCAGUCCGGCCUCGGGAAGUUUGCCGCGGAAACGAAAGUAAAUAACUCGGGACACAGCUCUGAGGGGGGGAAGAGGUGUAUUUAUUUUUGAGCGUUCUGAGCAUUUUGAGGGAAAUCAAACAUGUCCUUGGAUGACAUUAAGAUGAAGUCCAGUGACGUCCUGGAGAAGGAGGAUCUAGACAGCGGUGGUUUCGGAAAGGUGUCUUUGUGUUUACACAGAUCGCAUGGAUUCGUAAUCCUGAAAAAGGUGUACACGGGGCCCAAACGCACUGAGUACAAUGAGUCCCUCCUUGAAGAGGGCAAGAUGAUGCACAGGCUGAGUCAUCAGCGGGUGGUGAAGCUCCUAGGCAUCAUCAUAGAAGAGGGAAACUACUCUCUGGUGAUGGAGUACAUGGAAAAGGGCAACCUGAUGCACGUGCUGAAAGCUGAGAUCAGUAUCCCCCUUUCUGUAAAAGGAAGGAUCAUUAUGGAGACCAUCGAAGGAAUGUGCUAUUUACAUAAAGAAGGUAUAAUACACAAGGACCUAAAGCCUGAAAAUAUCCUCGUUGAUGAUGACUUUCACAUUAAGAUAGCUGAUCUUGGCGUUGCUUCCUUUAAGACGUGGAGUAAGCUGACUAAAGAGGAACAUAAUGAGCAGAGGAAAGUGAAUAGUCCUAAGAAAAAUGGUGGCACCCUCUACUACAUGGCCCCUGAGCACCUGAAUGACAUCAAUGCAAGGCCCUCAGAGAAGUCAGAUGUGUACAGCUUUGCCAUAGUACUUUGGGCAAUAUUUGCAAAUAAGGAGCCGUAUGAAAAUGCUAUCUGUGAGCAGCAGUUGAUAAUGUGCAUUAAAUCAGGGAAUAGACCAAAUGUGGAAGACAUCAUUGAAUACUGUCCUAAGGAGAUUAUCAGCAUCAUGAAGGAAUGCUGGGAGACGAAUCCAGAAGUCCGGCCAACAUUUCCUGGCAUUGAAGACAAAUUUAGGCCUUUUUAUUCAAGUCAAUUAGAAGAAUUUGUAGAAGAGGAUGUGAAAAGUUUAAAGAAAGAGUAUCCUUGCCAAAAUGAAAUGGUGAAGAGAAUGCAGUCUCUCCAGAUGGACUGUGUAGCAAUUCCUCCAAGCAGGUCAAAUUCAGCCACAGAACAGCCGGGUUCUCUACACAGUUCACAGGGACUCGGGAUGGGUCCCGUGGAGGAGUCCUGGUUUGAUCCCUCCCCAGAGCACCAGCAGGAGGAAAAUGAGCCCAGCCUGCAGAAUAAACUCCAGGAUGAGGCCAACUACCAUCUUUUUGGCAGCCGCAUGGACAGGCAGACAAAACAGCAGCCCAGACAGAAUGUGGCUUACAGUAGAGAGGAGGAAAGGAGACGACGGGUCUCCCAUGACCCUUUUGCACAGCCGAGACCUUAUGAGAAUGUUCAGAACCCAGGAAUAAAAGGCCUUGCUUCUACCAGUGCAACUACUCAUGGUAAUGCAGUACACCAACCAACUGGGCUGACCAGCCAACCCCAAGUACUAUACUGGAACAAUGCAUUAUUUGGUACACAUGGUUUUAGAACAAGACCAUUGGAUCUACAAACAGUAGGUUCCAGAGUUUGUAAUGGACCAAAUCCAAGCCAGAUGUCAAGCCUGCCUAAAACUCCAGUACCUGAGACCAACCUACCAGGAAACACACCCACCAUUCCAUUUGUCUCCUUUCCAUCAAGAGAUGAAUCUGUAAGAUGUUCCAUAUACAACAGUACCGGCGUUCAGAUUGGAGAUAAUAAUCAUAUGGAGAUUGGUAGAAUGAAUUCGUGGUCACUGGACAGCACGUACAUGAACUUGAAAGAAGAGCCAGCUUCUAAGUACCUAGAUAUCUUUGGUAAUACCACUAGUCUGACUGAUAAACACCUGGACCCAGUCAGGGACAAUCUGGGAAAGAGCUGGAAAAGUUGUGCCCGUAAACUAGGCUUCACUGAAUCUCAGAUCGAUGAAAUUGACCAUGACUAUGAGCGGGAUGGAUUAAAAGAAAAGGUUUACCAGAUGCUUCAAAAGUGGCUAAUGAGGGAAGGCAAUAAGGGGGCCACAGUGGGAAAGCUGGCCUAUUCUCUCUACCAAUGUUCAAGAAUAGACCUUGUGAACUCUUUGAUACAUAUCAGCCAGAACUAAGUCUAGAAGGGUCUUUGGCAGCAUGAAGUCAAGUCCUCACUUAGUGAGUAAUCACUGGAAGUGUGCUGCCUCAGAUCAUCCAGAAUUCUUCCUCACUGAUAUGGGUUCUGUGUCUGCAUAAAAAUCAUUUCCUGCAUUUCAUAGCUGGAGAAUGGGAAAGAAAUCUACAGCAAACAACUGACUAAACAGGAAGAUUUAUUAAUGGCCAAGCCCCAAUCAAAAAAGAAGUCUAAUUGGGUUUUGAAAGGGAAAGAAGAGAGAGUAUUUGUUCAUCCCAUAACCUUCAAUUAUGCUGUUCAUUCAGUUUCCUGGAGUUUUAUUGGAGUGGGGAAAAUAAACAAACAAAAAAACUCAGAGACUAUAAACUAAAUCAACUUUCUUAUUUUGUGCUCUCUUCCCCACAUAAGCUCCUGUUAUAACCGAAGUACAGAAGAAUUCCAAGUUCUCUUUAAAUAGUUUUUUUUUUUAUAUCACAACUACAGUUCAUUAUAGGGUCUGUUAACUUCAGUAUCAAAAUGCCAUGUCAGUCACUACGGGCUUCAAGAAUUGCAUGCAAUUUCCACUCCAUAAAUUAACUGAAGGGAUUUUAAGGAAUAGUAAGAAGGGGGAAAAAAUUGAUAACAAAAAUACCAGAAUUUCCCAGGCAGUUGUUGCAAGAAAUUGCUAUUAACUGUGACAACUACAAAAAUUCUUGAU